GUUGUGCUGUGAGUAUAGAAUCCGACCCGCGCGAGGUCCGGAUCCGAUAACCACAAAGAUCAUUCCGCUACACGCAACUCACCGAGUUGGAUUGGGCCGGCGAAUCGGGAGAGGGAAGCAGGGGAGGGAUGGCAUCUCGAAGCGCGGCGGCAGCGCUAGGGCUUUUGGCCUUGGCAUCGUUCUGCUGUUCGAUCCCGUUGGUCCGCGGGGAAGCGGUGGAUGGAGGAACAGGACGAGGAGGCGGAGAUGGUGGCGACGCCGCCGAAGGCGCUAGGGGAGCGCGGUUGCUGCUCAGCUUUCAUGAAGCCAAGGGGAACGCCUCCUUCAGGUGCUCUCCCGUCGGCCCUUGCCUCCCUUGCCAGUACUCUGAGAAGAGUGAUCACAAAUAUCGAUGUAGUGAAACUGGCUAUCGAGUGCCUUUGAAAUGUGUACAAAUAAAAGAUAGUGUGGGGGAGGCAAGCAGGAUCAAAGCUCGAAGAAAGCUCUUCUUCCUCCAAGAACAUGCAUCAGCAGUGCAGAAACAAAUCUUCACCUCUAUAAGUAACUAUAAAUGGAGGAAACUGUUGGCUGAUUCGUCAAAAUCAGAGAAUGAAGAAGAAAGCUAUAUUACUUAUAGGAGCUGUGUACCAGUUGAUAGUGAGGAGAAGUUGUCCGUACUUGGUUUUGAGGUGAUUAUGGUGGGCUUGUUACUUAUAAGUGGUUCAGUUAUUUACUUGCGGCAAAAGCGUACUGCAGUCAUGCCAGGAGUUGCACCAGUGAGGAUACCCACAAGCUCCCCUAGGUUCUGAUACGGGUUUGUUCUAUGGAUCCCAAGCACGACCUCUUACACGGAUCAAUUUAUGGAUCUUUCUUCAGUUAUGGAGCUCACAUGUCCAAUCAUUUUCAGAUUCUCUGGCAUUCUUCAACAGGUUGCAGCUGAUCAAUUUCAGGAAGUACUGUUGGACUUUGGAUGUUAGCAACUGGAAACAUCCAUAUGGAUGUCGAGACUGAGUUGCAAAGAACAAAUGAAUGAAUGCAAUAGAAUGGAUGGGAAGAGUAUUAGUAGAUGCUUGUCUUAAGGUGGUUUCUUUCUCAGUUCGCCCUUGUAAUGAUGUAUGCUUGAUGACUGCUGCAAGGAGCUCAUAUGAGUUGAGAUCUCCCUACAAUUGCAGCCUGUGUAAAACUGAUAUCCAUGAGAUGUAAUGGAAAGGUAAUAUCUCAUCCUCAAGUGUUAGCAAAA
Molecule: messenger RNA, 1219 nt
Organism: Musa acuminata subsp. malaccensis (wild Malaysian banana)
Lineage: Eukaryota; Viridiplantae; Streptophyta; Magnoliopsida; Zingiberales; Musaceae
Source: RefSeq, a predicted model, not a curated record